AUGGAAAGUUUGAAUGAACGCACACGAUCUGAGAUUGUUGAUUUGGCAAAUAAUAAUGUUGAGAAUCUGGCAGAGGUUAUGAGCCAUAAAGAUUCAAGUGCCACCUGUUUUGCCAGGGAUCAUUAUUACAGUUGCUAUCAUGACCAUUAUAGUGGUGGUUGUUUAGGCAAUAAGUCGGACCAAGCAAAUGACGUGAAUGGCAUUUUAAACGUCUCUGUGGAGGACAAGAUUGCAGGAGUGAAGAACAAGAUCGCCAUCAUUAAUGACAAGGGAUCUCUCAGCAAAGAAGAUAUUUAUAGAAUGUUGUGCGAUAAGGAACAAUACAAGGUGGAGGAUGAGGAGAUUAUGAGAAAGGUAUCCAAGUCAAGGUGCAAUCUGUGUGCAAAGACCCACGACAGGAUGAACAGGGAGGAUAAUGUUGAUAGUGUGGAAGGUAUUGUAGUUGACCGUAAUGUUGAUGAAUUAAAUUUGGUUAGCAAUAAUGUUGGAUAUUUGAGAGCAGUUUUGGGUACAAGAGAUCAAGAUAAUUCUUUAACCACAGUGUUGUUGAUGUUAGAAUUGAUUCCAAAUCUCCCAAGGGAAGCUGAACAGAUUCGACAAUGCAAAGGGAAAGUUUUUGCUUUGCAUGAUGAGCCCGAGGUAGCAUGUGUUUGGCUUCCUAAUCAUGACUCCCCUGGGCUAGCUAUGGCUAGAGUUUUUGGUGACUUCAGUCUUAGGGACUUUGGUCUCAUUACUAAACUAGAUAUUUCUUACCAUUGCCUCACUAAGAAAGAUAAGUUUGUUCGUUUCCUGGAAUUGUGUGUCAUCCUCUCGGAUGGGCCUGUUAUGGCUGGAUAUGAUUUCAUCAAUACAAUUGUAGGAUGCUAUGCACAUAAUGGCCAUGGAGAGGAAGGUGUCAAAUUAUGGAAUCAAAUAUAG
Cryptomeria japonica (Japanese cedar) is the source of this 918-nucleotide messenger RNA. Its product is annotated as probable protein phosphatase 2C 75. The transcript is spliced from 2 exons. Gene Ontology annotation, biological process: protein dephosphorylation. The coding region runs from base 1 to 918 and encodes 305 amino acids. NCBI's taxonomy places the organism in Eukaryota, Viridiplantae, Streptophyta, Pinopsida, Cupressales, Cupressaceae. The record is from RefSeq and is a predicted model, not a curated record. Gene Ontology annotation, molecular function: ATP binding; protein serine/threonine phosphatase activity; ATP-dependent protein folding chaperone.